Messenger RNA from [Torrubiella] hemipterigena, 1720 nucleotides. NCBI's taxonomy places the organism in Eukaryota, Fungi, Ascomycota, Sordariomycetes, Hypocreales, Clavicipitaceae. The record is from the annotation of a GenBank genome assembly.
CGGCCUAUACUCCAUAGCAUAGCCUUAAUGGUAUACACCAAUUAACAUAUGAUGGAUCCUAUACAGCUACGAGAUGACGAUCACGUUUCCAUCUACUCGCUUCUCUGCAUCUCAAAGUCGUUCCGCUCUGCUGCCCUGCCAGCAAUCUACAGCUCACUGGAGCCUACGCAGCGGCUCAUAACCGAUAUUUCCACAGGCGAGGCAGAUCGCCUGCUUGGCCAUAUUCGAGAUCACACCCGCCACCUCAUCCUACCCAGCAAUUUAGACAGAGGCGGUGUAAAGGCGUUAAUCCAAGCAACCCCUCACCUACAAUCCAUCACGUAAGUACAUUAUACCCAUAAACACAUGUAUACGCUAAAGCUAACACGGACCAGAUACCGCCACGUGAACAACGGCCAUGCAUGGCUACCCUCAGACCUCGACAGCUUCCACACCCCAUCCCAAGUAAAGCUGCAUGUCCAAGAUGUACCGCUACGAGAAUGCCCUUCUGCAUCCAAAGACCUGUUGGCGUCUAUCCCCGCUGACGCCCUGGUCUCUCUAAAGUUAGCAUAUCCUAUCCCACCACUAUCUGCCACGCUAGACUCACUCAGAGAACUACUCACACGCUGUACGACUCUCGAGACGUUCCAUUACCAUGAGCGCGGCCAGGGCACAUUUCUUCGACUCACCGAGAACCAGCGGUUGCCCGCCUUCCGCCAUCUCAUGUUGGAGUCGUAUGACUGGCAACACUCCAAAGAUGCGGUGGCCAAGUACUGGACGCUGUCGAGGCUCAAAUCACUUCGUCUUGCCUCAGUGCCUGUGUACCGCUUCCUCAAGUCCAUCAACAUGGCCGACAUGGCCAAGUUGACCUCUCUACAGCUCGACGACGCCUACGCCCGCCUAGACGGCGAGGAGAGCGAGAAAGGCACCAUUCUCAUGCAUGACCUCAUCCUGAACCACAUCCAGGCGCUCGAGUUCCUCGAAGUUACAUGCCACCAGCGGCUCUUUGGCAUCAACGCCAUUCUAAAGCAUGCCGAGACACUCAUAUCGCUACGGCUUAGGGACCACACGGGCUUCGACAACGGCGGCAUAUGCCCAACACUAUCAGUAGCCGACAUCACAGCCAUUGGCAACACGAUGCACGCGCUGCGCACACUGGAGCUCGAUAUGGACUGUCCCGCGCCAGAGCAGGCCUGGUUUCUAUCAGCUGCAGCCAAGCUACCGCGCCUGCAACAUCUAACGCUGCACAUCCAGACAGCCAUAGAGCCUCCCAGUAUCGACGAGGAUGGCAACCAGCAGCCGCCGCUGGUCGAGGGCGACGUCGACCUCCAGGGCGCCUAUGGGCUGCUCCACGCGCUUCUCUGGGCCAUGCGGUGCGAGACACGCAUUGGCGAGGUCUUCCCGCUACAACAGCUUGUCAUCAAUGUCGGCGGCUGGAAGCCAACCACGGCGCGCCGCAUCGGGUCGACGUGGCGGGCGCUCAAUGAACAGGGCGUGUUUGCCGAGCGCCGCUUCGUCUUCGUUAAGAGCAAGACGCUGGGCAAGAGCGCGGGCCGCUUCGUCUUGCGCGAGGAAGCAUGUGUGGCGCCGGCCGCCUCGUGCGUCUUUUCUGCGUCGCGAAGCUGACUCUGCUCGUGGGCUGAAGUUUUAGACAAGCUAUAGGGCGCUAGACGAACUGGUCAGAGGGGGAAAGUGUGUGUGUGUGGCACCGCACGGGACGGCACAGCAUAUGCGUGUGUGU